ACCGUGACAAAACAAUUGUGAUGGCCGUGAACGCCUCCGCCGUGCCGCUAGCCUACCAAGCUUACACCAGCGCCGCUGUGCCCGAUUGGCUGAACAAAGGCGACAACGCAUGGCAGAUGACCGCAGCCACCCUUGUCGGGCUGCAGAGCGUGCCGGGCUUAGUAAUCCUGUACGGCAGCAUCGUUAAAAAGAAAUGGGCCGUCAACUCCGCAUUCAUGGCCCUAUACGCCUUCGCGGCGGUGGUUAUAUGCUGGGUGGUGUGGGCCUACAAGAUGUCCUUCGGGGAGGAGCUCCUCCCCUUCUGGGGCAAGGCUGGCCCCGCCCUGGGACAGAAGUUCCUUAUAGGCCAGGCCAGCCUGCCCGCCACCCAGCACUACUACCGCAAUGGCACAGUGGAGACCGCCAUGGCGACGCCCUUCUACCCGAUGGCGUCGCUUGUGUGGUACCAGGGCGUGUUUGCUGCCAUCACUCUUAUUCUGGUGGCGGGGUCGUUGCUAGGGAGGAUGAACAUCAGAGCGUGGAUGAUGUUCGUCCCGCUCUGGCUCACCUUCUCCUACACCGUAGGAGCUUUCAGCCUCUGGGGUGGAGGCUUUCUCUACCACUGGGGUGUCAUGGAUUACUCCGGUGGAUAUGUCAUCCACCUCUCUUCCGGUGUCGCCGGCAUCACCGCUGCUUUUUGGGUAGGCCCUAGAACGAAGAUUGAUAGAGAGAGAUUUCCCCCAAACAAUGUGCUAUUAAUGCUGGCGGGGGCAGGGAUGCUGUGGAUGGGGUGGUCGGGGUUCAACGGCGGUGGGCCCUACAGCGCCAACAUAGACUCGUCGAUGGCGGUGAUCAACACCAACAUCUGCGCCGCCACCAGCCUCCUUGUCUGGACGUGGCUAGACGUCAUCUUCUUCGGGAAGCCCUCCGUCAUCGGCGCAGUUCAGGGGAUGAUCACUGGCCUUGUUUGCAUCACUCCGGGUGCAGGGCUUGUUCAAGGGUGGGCAGCCAUAGUGAUGGGAGUGCUCUCCGGCAGCGUGCCGUGGUUCACAAUGAUGGUUGUCCACAAGAAGUGGUGGCUCCUCCAGUCCAUCGACGACACCCUCGGCGUCUUCCACACCCACGCCGUUGCCGGCUACCUCGGCGGCAUCCUCACCGGCCUCUUCGCCGAGCCCGUCCUCUGCUCCCUCUUCUUGCCCGUCACCAACUCCCGUGGCGGCGUCUACGGCGGGGUCGGCGGCGUCCAGAUCCUCAAGCAGAUCGUUGGAGGCGCGUUCAUCAUCGGCUGGAACAUCGUCGUCACCUCCAUUAUCUGCGUCGCGAUCGGCCUCAUCAUCCCGUUGCGCAUGCCCGAGGAGGAGCUGCUCAUUGGCGACGACGCCGUGCACGGGGAGGAGGCCUACGCUUUGUGGGGCGACGGGGAGAAGUACGACAACACCAAGCACAGUGGCACGUCGGAUGAUCUCACGCCGCCGCACAAGGCGUCUAGCGGAGCUACGCAGGUGGUUUGACAAAGAGGUCUAUACUUAUGCUUUGCUUCAUGUGUGUAUAUGAACCUUUUCGUUUCUUCGGUCAUAUUUAUGCCAUAGGAUUUUUUUUUACAGAAUUGUUAAUCCGUUCUUUAAUUGAAUUGAAUUGUAUCCAUUUUAUACUUCAGCCUCAAAUAUCAAAUUAUAGUGGAGCAAAAUUUAAGAGGUUUGAGUUUGGUUUGU
Messenger RNA from Salvia hispanica, 1691 nucleotides. Its product is annotated as ammonium transporter 3 member 1-like. Gene Ontology annotation, cellular component: plasma membrane. NCBI's taxonomy places the organism in Eukaryota, Viridiplantae, Streptophyta, Magnoliopsida, Lamiales, Lamiaceae. The record is from RefSeq and is a predicted model, not a curated record. Gene Ontology annotation, molecular function: ammonium channel activity. Gene Ontology annotation, biological process: ammonium transmembrane transport.